Molecule: messenger RNA, 2110 nt
Organism: Meleagris gallopavo (turkey)
Lineage: Eukaryota; Metazoa; Chordata; Aves; Galliformes; Phasianidae
Source: RefSeq, a predicted model, not a curated record
GUCCUGUGUCCAUGAAACAAGAUGGAGAGAAGAUAGUAUAGAGAAGUGGUGGUCUCGUGGGCAGAAUGGCUUUCCUGGACAACCCAACAAUUAUACUUGCUCACAUCCGGCAGUCACACGUGACCAGUGAUGACACAGGGAUGUGUGAAAUGGUCCUGAUAGAUCAUGAUGUUGACCUAGAGAAGUUUAAUCCCUCAUCAACAUGUGGAGAUAGUGCUUCAGAAUCACAGGGAAGCAAUGGUGAGACUCAGGGCUAUGUAUAUUCCCAAUCAGUUGACAUUACCUCAAGCUGGGACUUCGGAAUUAGAAGACGAUCCAACACAGCUCAGAGACUAGAACGUCUGCGGAAAGAGAGACAAAAUCAAAUAAAAUGCAAAAACGUGCAGUGGAAAGACAGAAACACUUCUUACUCAGCAGAGGAGCUGAGCUCACUAUUUGAAAAAAAGAAUUUCAGAGUAAGAUCUCCCUGUUCUGGGAAGCAGUCGAUUCUGUCUGUGCGACUUGAGCAGUGUCCACUACAGCUGAAUAACCCCUUCAAUGAGUACUCAAAAUUUGAUGGCAAGGGCCAUGUUGGUACCACGGCAACCAAAAAAAUUGAUGUCUACCUCCCACUGCAUGCAAACCAAGACAAACUGCAGCCCAUGACAGUUGUGACGAUAGCAAAUGCCAAGGUGCAUGACCUGAUUGGACUAAUAUGCUGGCAAUAUACAAGUGAGGGACGGGAACCAAAACUGAACGAGAACGUCAGUGCCUACUGCCUCCAUAUUGCUGAGGAUGAUGGUGAGGUUGACACAGAUUUCCCACCCUUGGAUUCCAACGAGCCCAUUCACAAGUUUGGCUUCAGCACUCUGGCGCUGGUUGAAAAGUACUCCUCUCCUGGCCUGGCAGCAAAACAGUCGCUCUUUGUCCGAAUAAAUGCUGCUCAUGGAUUCUCACUUAUUCAAGUGGACAGUAUGAAGGUCACCAUGAAAGAUAUCUUGCAAAAGGCCUUAAAGAGAAGGAAAGGAUCGCAGAGAGGCACAGGUCCUCAGUAUCGGCUGGAGAAGCAGAGUGAACCUAAUGUCCCAGUAGAUUUAGACUGUACCUUGGAGAGCCAGAGCACUUUGGAAUUCUGCCUUGUCCGAGAGAACAGUUCGAGAGGAGAGGAGAUCUCAGAGGAGGACCCUCAGAUCGACAUAGCCACGGUGCAGGACAUGCUCAGCAGCCACCACUACAAGUCCUUCAAAGUCAGCAUGAUCCAUAGGCUUCGAUUCACCACUGAUGUUCAGUUAGGUAUUUCUGGAGACAAGGUAGAGAUAGACCCUGUUACUAAUCAGAAGGCCAGCACUAAGUUUUGGAUUAAGCAGAAACCCAUUUCAAUCGAUUCUGAACUCCUCUGUGCCUGUGACCUUGUGGAAGAAAAGAGCCCAAGUCAUGCAAUAUUUAAACUUACAUAUCUAAGCAAUCACGACUACAAACACCUGUACUUUGAAUCAGAUGCUGCUACUGUCAAUGAAAUUGUACUGAAGGUUAACUAUAUUCUGGAAUCGCGAGCAAGUACAGCCAGAGCAGAAUAUUUUGCUCAGAAACAAAGAAAACUGAACAGGAGAACAAGCUUUAGCUUCCAGAAGGAGAAGAAAUCGGGACAGCAGUAGCACUGGGCCUCGAACAGAGCCUGACCGCCGUGUUCGGGGCGGGGGCUGCCGGUGGCCGGGGCAGAGCGGCGGAGCUCCAGCUGCUGAUGGCAGGAGCGGCCAGGGAGGACAUUGGCAGGACCCCAUGUCUGGUGGCUGUAGGAUGAUCCCUCCUUGGUGAGGGGAGGUCUCCCCUGUGACACAAAUAAAGAGCCAUAUCAGCCGGAAAGAAGACUGUUACGCUUCAGGUUCCUUUGAUUAGAAAUAAGAGAAUGACGUAGACUGGCAUCAUUUAAUUACUGUAUUAUGUACAAUCACAAGAAGAGAUGUGAUUACAUAUUAUUUCACAGCCUGGUUAAAAUAAAUUAUAUACAUCUGUAAUACACCCACGUACACACAGGUAUUGCUUGUGACAUGAUCAAAUUUCUAAAAACAAAAUGUAGGACAAAUGUAUCCAUUUUUACUAUUAAUAAACAGAUGUAAUCUUUUUCAAGGUC